AUGACCACAGGACACAACAUCAAAGUCAUACCACUCGGGUUAAACGACCAAUUCAAACCCAUGGACAAUAUCCGCUCCCUCCUAUUCUUCCUCUUCCACGACUCUCUCAACCAUGAACUUCUCAAAUCCUCGCUGGACACACUCAUCCGGAAACACUUGCCCAUUCUCGGCGCCAGGUUACAUAGGAACAAAUCAACCAACUAUCUAGAAUACCACCUCCCACAACCAUUUCCAGAAAACUACAUCCUCUUCGACUGGUCCACCAGCACACACGACACAACCCUCGAAGCAGCAAGCCUGAUCCCGCAAUCCGUGCCCGCAGAAACGGGUCCGUCCUUUGGACCCCUUUCCAUCCCUGAAAUCGAAGCUCGAAUAACACCCCAGGGGUGGCCGGUGCUUCGAAAGGACGAAAAGCCCGGCUGUCCACUUCUAUUAGUUCACAUUGUGAAGUACACGAAUGGGACUGUACUUGCGCUGAACCUCCCCCAUUCAGUUGGCGACCAAAUGGGUUUUGGGAGCGUGGUCAGGGCAUGGCUGCAAGUUGCGUCUGGACAGGAACCAACUCCGUUUCUGGAACUCGACGCAGGCUCAUUGGACGGUGACCCUAACUUGUCGAGAAAGGAACUGAAAGUAAAGGGGAGAUAUCGCUUGAAAGGAAAGCGUGACACCCUCGGCGGCGUCAUGGGAAUGGUUCCAGAACUGAUGGUGAAUAAGAAGGAGAUUCGUAGGGUUUUAUACCUCCCUACCACACUAAUCGACAAUCUGAGAACGAAAUUCAACGAUAAGAUAAAAGAGUCCGGCAAACAGCUUACCCUUACAAACGGAGAUGUAAUUUCCGCCCUCCUCCUCAAGUUGACAUAUCUUGCUCGCAAAUCCCCAAAAUGGGUAACAUGCAGCUCAGCUUUAAAUGUCCGCGGACGCCUCCCGUCCCUGCCCCAAGAGAAGCCGUAUCUACACAACGCCGUUCUCUGGUCCUCAUUCCGCGUCCCCAUGACCAAAACCACUCCCCUAUUCGAUAUUGCUAUGGACCAUCGACUCUCCGUAAUAGAGGGCUUAAAGCCAGACACCAUAGUACGAAAUCUGACUGUGCUGCACGAAAUGGUUCGCCAGGGAGAGAGCAUUCACAUCAUUGAGCCGUGGGAGACGAGUUACGGCAUCACCAACUGGUGCGGUGCGUGGAGGGAUUUAGAUUUCAGGCCAGUUGUGCUCAAACCGGAUGCGAAUGGGAACAAAGCCGAACAACAAUACGGAUCGUUUCCCGUAGUGUAUGGCCAUUCGCUGGAGAGGAAGAAUCCUACGAGGUUUAAUGCACAAAUUAUGUGCAAGGUAAACGGUGGCUACUGGUGCGACUUUACGGCUUCGGUCAAGGCCAUGGCCGCGGUUGACUUGCUGUUUGAGGAGGAUCCGUCCUUGGAAUCAAUAUGA
Pochonia chlamydosporia 170 is the source of this 1425-nucleotide messenger RNA. RefSeq names its product BCL5p protein. The coding region runs from base 1 to 1425 and encodes 474 amino acids. NCBI's taxonomy places the organism in Eukaryota, Fungi, Ascomycota, Sordariomycetes, Hypocreales, Clavicipitaceae. The record is from RefSeq and is a predicted model, not a curated record. The transcript is spliced from 4 exons.